UACUACAUAUAUAAUCUCUACGCCGCUAGGGUUCUUUUGCUCAGUCCGCGAAGAAGAGAAAAAUGCCGGCGGGACACGGGUUGCGGUCGAGAACCAGAGAUCUCUUUGCCCGCGGCUUCAGGAAGAAGGGGACGAUCCCGCUCUCCACCUACCUCCGGACAUUCCAUAUCGGCGACUAUGUGGACGUCAAGGUUAACGGCGCCGUCCACAAAGGCAUGCCUCACAAGUUCUACCAUGGCCGCACCGGUCGCGUCUGGAACGUCACCAAGCGCGCCAUCGGCGUUGAGAUCAACAAACAGGUCGGCAACAGGAUCAUCAGGAAGAGGAUUCAUGCACGGAUUGAGCACGUUCAACCUUCACGGUGCAGGGAAGAGUUUAAGCUGAGGGUAAAGAAAAAUGAUCAGCUCAAGGCUGAGGCUAAGGCGAGAGGCGAGGUGAUUAGUACUAAGAGGCAGCCACAAGGUCCUAAGCCCGGUUUUAUGGUGGAAGGUGCUACUCUUGAGACUGUUACGCCCAUUCCUUAUGAUGUGGUUAACGAUCUCAAGGGCGGGUACUGAUUUCUUUGUUCACUCAGUAUGGUUCUGUUGUUCCAUGAUCGGUUAAUUAGACUUUUAAUGUUGUUUUCUUGUCAAAGAUUCCCAUCUUCAAGUUUUUGUGCCUUGCACUUCUAUAUGUAGUGGAACUUGUGUUGAAUUAAUGGAGGCUUGCUCCAAUUUAUCGACUUUGCUGUUUUGUUUUGAAGAAAUUGCAUAUCGUUUGUUCAUCUCUUUUUCCAUCAUUCUUAAUAUUUUUUACCAUCCAACUUAGCAUCAAAUUUUAUUCUUUCUAUUACAUGGUGAAUAAAUCAUUUGAUAAAACAAUUUUGUUCUACAUUAACUUCAUAAGAAAUCAUCCAAUAUAGCACCAUUAAGAAAUACAAAACACAUAU
Cuscuta campestris is the source of this 928-nucleotide messenger RNA. Lineage: Eukaryota; Viridiplantae; Streptophyta; Magnoliopsida; Solanales; Convolvulaceae. The record is from the annotation of a GenBank genome assembly.